AAUAAAAGCAAGUGAAUCUGGAGCAAGAACAGAGUUCAAAAAACCAGGGGCCUGGACCCAUUCCUCCCCAAGUCCUCUCCACACCAUGAGGGGGAAUCUACUGACCUUGUCCAUCUUGAUUCUGCCUUUUCUACUCCUUCCCAGAGAUGCUUCAGCUGCAGAAAAACCGCAUUACCUAGUGUUGGUUCCAUCAGAACUCUUUGCCGGGGUUUCUGAACAAGCCUGUGUUAUCCUUCAACACCUGAAUGAGACAGUGACAUUGACCAUGACUCUGGAGUAUGGAACACAGAAGAAAAACCUCUUUACAGGCCCGGUGACCCAGAGGAACUUCUUUUUCUGCAUCCCUUUUCUUGUUUCAGCGUCGCCUAACUUGCCCUUCAUCACGGUGCAAGUAAAGGGGCCAACUCAGCAGUUCAUGCAGAAGAAACCAGUGCCCAUCACAGAGCCAGACAGCAUAGUCUUUGUCCAGACAGACAAGCCCAUAUACAAACCAGGACAAACAGUGAGAUUCCGCAUCGUCUCUGUGGAUGUCAGUUUUCACCCUUUGAAUGAAACGUUCUCUGUUGUUUAUAUCGAGAAUCCCAAGAGGAAUCGCAUUUUCCAGUGGCAAAGUAUCAAACUGCAAGGGGGACUCACCCAACUCUCUUUCCCACUGUCAGUGGAACCCAUCCUGGGUUCCUACAAGGUUGUGGUGUUGCGGCAGCCAGGAAAAAGAACAGAACACUCCUUUGAGGUUCAGGAAUAUGUUUUGCCAAAAUUUGAAGUCAAAGUAAAAAUGCCCAAGACGAUUGGUAUUCUAGAUGAAGAAUUUCCAGUGACCGUCUGUGCAUCUUACACAUAUGGAAAACCCGUCCCUUCUCUGGUGACCAUCAAUGUAUGCAGGAAUGUCAUGCAGCAACCUUCCUUCUGCCAGAGCAAUUUUCCACUAAACGUUUGUGAAGAAUUCAGUCAACAGGCAGAUAAUCAGGGAUGCAUCACAAAACUCGUAAAGACUAAAGUGUUUCAGCUGAGACAAAGAUGGUACGACAUGAGCAUACAAGUGGAAGCCACAGUCAGAGAGGAGGGAACAGGGGUGGAACUAACUGGCUCUGGAUCGAGUGAAAUCACAAAUAAUAUAAGCAAAAUGAAAUUCACAAAAGUAAAAUCACGUUACAGACUUGGAAUACCUUUUCGGGGGCAGGCUCUCCUGGUUGAUGACAAGGAUCGACCGAUUCCCAACGAAACCGUGUCUGUCCUUGUGGAUGGACUUCCAAUCCAACUCAGUUUUACUACUGAUGAAAAUGGUUUGGUGGACAUUUCCGUUGACACCACCAACUUUACAAUGUCCACCAUUGCUGUUACGGUCAUUUACAAAAACAAUAACCACUGCUUUCAUCACGUGUGGCUUGAAGAGCAUCACACACCAGCACAGAUUGUAGCAACCUCUGUCUUUUCACCAAGCAGGAGUUACGUUCAACUUGAUCUUAUUGAUUCUGUGCCUUGUGGACAAACCCAGAAUAUUCGGGCAUAUUACAUCUUGAACAGACAGAUUCUGAAAGAUGAAAAAGAGUUAACUUUUUAUUACUUGAUCAAAGCAAGAGGAAGUAUUUCAAGAUCAGGAAUCCAUGUGCUGACCAUCACAGAGGGAGACUUGAAAGGAGAGUUCUCCUUCUCCUUCCGCGUGGAGGCGGACAUUGCUCCCACUGCUCAUGUUCUUAUUUAUGCUAUUUUACCUGAUGGAGAAAUUAUCGCAGAUGUUGAGGACAUGGAGAUUGAAAACUGUUUUGCCAACAAGGUGAAUUUGAGUUUCCUUCCAUCCCAGAGUCUGCCAGCCUCAGACACACACCUGAAGGUCACGGCCUCUCCUCUCUCACUUUGUGCCCUCCGUGCAGUGGAUCAGAGCGUGCUAUUGAUGAAGCCUGAGGCUGAGCUCUCACCUCAAUCGAUCUAUAAAUUGCUACCAGCAAAACCUGCUCCUGUUGGAGGAUUUGGAGAGCCAGAGUAUGGGGAUGAAGAAUGUAUCAACGCAGGGGACAUUGUCCACAAUGGACUCAUUUAUACACCAAGGCAAAUCUUCAACAUUGACUUUGUAGACCAUAUCUUCAAGUCUAUAGGACUAAGCAUGUUUACCAACUCAAAAAUCCGUAAACCCAGGUUUUGUGCAAUGCCUGUACCAAUGGGAGGAGUACCAGCAGCAGGUAGAUUUGGAGCAGGAGAAAGCAUGCCUUUCCGUGGAGGGCUGGCGAUGCCAAUGCCAGGUGCUGGUAUAGGUGCAGUGGGAGCAAUGGCUCCCCCAAUGAUGAUGCCUUUACUCUCUCAGACCAUGCAAGUGAAGGAGACACUCCGGAAGUACUUCCCUGAGACCUGGAUCUGGGAUUUAGUGAUGCUUGAUUCUUCGGGUGGAAAUGAGUUAUCAUUGAAGGUCCCUGACACCAUUACAGAGUGGAAGGCCAAUGCCUUCUGCUUGUCUGGAACCACAGGGCUUGGCCUGUCCCCUGUCAUCUCUCUUGACGUCUUCCAGCCCUUCUUCCUAGAGCUCACCCUCCCUUACUCUGUGGUGCGAGGAGAAGCCUUCAUACUCAAAGCUACCGUGUUCAAUUACUUGUCUCACUGCAUUCGGGUCAAGGUGCAGCUGGAGGUCUCAUCGGCUUUCCUGGCUGUCCCAACAGAGAAGAACAAGGAAUCUCACUGUGUCUGUGGAAAUAGGCAGAAAACUGUAUCCUGGUCUGUGACUCCAUCAUCUCUGGGAAAGGUGAAUUUCACUGCUACUGCAGAGGCCUUGCAAUCUCAGGAACUGUGCAACAAUGAGGUGGCUGAAGUUCCCACACUUCAACAGAAGGACACUGUAGUCAAGACCUUAAUAGUUGAGCCUGAAGGCAUAGAAAAGGAAGAAACUUUCAACACACUGCUCUGUGCAUCAGACACUGGAGUAACGCAAAACAUACCUCUGAAAGUGCCGUCAAAUGUGGUUGAAGGCUCUGCCAGAGCUACCUUGUCGGUUCUGGGUGAUAUACUAGGCUCUGCAAUGCAAAACCUUGAGAAUCUUCUCCAGAUUCCCUACGGUUGUGGAGAGCAGAAUAUGGUCCUCUUUGUCCCUAACAUCUAUGUUCUGAAUUAUCUGAAUGAGACACAGCAGCUGACACAGAAAAUUAAGGCCAAAGCCAUCAGCAACCUCAUCAGUGGGUACCAAAGGCAGUUGAACUACAAGCACAGUGAUGGUUCCUAUAGCACCUUUGGGGACAAACAUGGUAGAAGCCAGGGAAACACCUGGCUCACUGCGUUUGUGCUCAAGUCCUUUGCUCAAGCCCAGUCACACAUCUUUGUGGAGAACGUACACAUCAUGAAUGCCUUCACCUGGCUCUCACAGAAGCAAAGGGAAAAUGGCUGUUUCCAGCUCUCCGGCACUCUGCUAAACAAUGCUAUGAAGGGUGGGGUAGAUGACGAGGUGACACUCUCAGCCUACAUCACCAUUGCCCUGCUGGAGAUGCCCCUGCCUGCCGCUCACACAAUUGUCCGCAAUGCUCUCUUCUGCUUGGAAGCGGCAUGGAACUCCAUUUCAGAGGCCCAAGGAAAUGUCUAUACCAAGGCAUUAUUGGCCUAUGCCUUUGCCCUAGCAGGAGACCAGGCCAAAAGAAAUGAGCUGCUCAGAUCACUAGAUAAAGAGGCCAUGAAAGAUGAGGAUUCGAUCCACUGGCAACGUCCUGGGAUUCCACAUCAAGACCUCACACUGUAUUAUCAACCACGAGCUCCUUCUGCCGAAGUGGAGAUGACAAGUUAUGUGCUCCUGGCCUAUCUUACUGCAUUGCCUGCGCCAUCUUCAGAAGACCUGUCUGUGGCGUCACGCAUCGUGAAAUGGAUCAUCAAGCAACAAAAUCCCCGUGGGGGCUUCUCCUCAACACAGGAUACAGUGGUGGCUCUCCAAGCCCUCUCCAAAUAUGGAGCAGUGACUUUCACAAAAAAUGAGAAAGGAGCUGUGGUCACCAUCAAAUCCUCCAAGACCUUCUCUGAACAAUUCCGAGUAGAGGAAGCCAAUCGCCUGCUACUACAGGAGGUCGCGUUGCCAGAGAUUCCCGGGGAAUACAGCACAACAGUGUCAGGGUCAGGAUGUGUGUACCUCCAGACAUCCCUGAGAUACAAUAUCCUACCCAAGAAAGAGGGGAAAGUACCCUUCAGUCUUCAGGUUACUACUGACCCCAAGAAUUGCGGUGGAGCACAUACUCGCAGGACAUUCCAGAUUAACAUUAACAUUAGUUAUACUGGGGGACGACCCACCUCUAAUAUGGUCAUUGUUGAUGUCAAGAUGGUAUCGGGCUUCAUACCUGUGAAAACAUCAGUGAAAAAACUCCAAGAACAUCCUCAGAUUCAGAGGACAGAGGUGAACACCAACCAUGUCCUAAUUUACUUUGAAGAGCUAACAAAUAAAGCUCUGGAUUUCUCCUUCUUGGUGGAACAAGACAUCCAAAUAGAGAAUUUAAAACCAGCUAUGGUAAAAGCCUAUGAUUAUUAUGAGACAGAUGAAUUUACUAUUGAACAAUACCAUGACCCCUGCAGUGCUGAAUCUGAACAAGGAAAUGCUUGAAAAUGAAUAUUUACGGAUGUCAGCACUUGAAACAAAGAACAAAGACUCAUAAAAAUAGAGGAUAGUGAGAGAAAGAAUGGAAGAGGAUUCAUGAGAUUUCUAUGUUGAAUAAAGAUAUAGUAUUU
This is a messenger RNA of Ochotona curzoniae (black-lipped pika), 4683 nucleotides long. RefSeq names its product pregnancy zone protein-like. Gene Ontology annotation, molecular function: endopeptidase inhibitor activity. The transcript has 36 exons. Gene Ontology annotation, cellular component: extracellular region. The coding region runs from base 86 to 4558 and encodes 1490 amino acids. Lineage: Eukaryota; Metazoa; Chordata; Mammalia; Lagomorpha; Ochotonidae. The record is from RefSeq and is a predicted model, not a curated record.